This is a messenger RNA of Arabidopsis lyrata subsp. lyrata, 2891 nucleotides long. RefSeq lists its product as uncharacterized. The transcript has 3 exons. Lineage: Eukaryota; Viridiplantae; Streptophyta; Magnoliopsida; Brassicales; Brassicaceae. The record is from RefSeq and is a predicted model, not a curated record. Bases 948 to 2324 code for a protein of 458 amino acids.
UCUUAUGCCACUCUUAUGUUUUCUUUUUAUUAUCGAAUUAAUUUUAAAUAGAGAAAGUGAGUAAAUUACAUAAAACCCAGACGAAAAUAAGUAUAUUACGACCCAACCAAACAAUCCGAAUCCAGUCCAUAAGAAAAUAACCCGACCCAUACAAAAUCCCCAAAUUUACCCUAAUCCCCUAAUUCUGAAAAUUUCUCUAAGUAAAACUCAAAACCGUAAAAAUCGCUUUCACUACUCUUCUCUCUGUCUCCGAGUUCUCUCUGUACUCUCGCGAAUCUCCGUCGCUUCUUUUCCGUUUUCGUUGUCUCCGGAGUAUCGUCGUCUCCGCCGUCUUCUUCUAGCGUGGGAACUUCGUACUCCAUCAUUCGUCUCCUCCGUCUCCUCCUCGGUGGUUUGUCUUUUCGUCUCCUCCGACUCCGUUCAGCGUGUCUUCGUCUCGUUCUUAUAUGGCUCGCGUGAAAGGUGGAGAUAACAGGGUAUAUGAAUCAACAGAAGGGUCUCGAGAAGGGGCUGCAAAUCCGGAUCCAACAGAAGCUUCGACGGACGCUUCAGUUCCAACAGAAGCUUCGACGGACGCCGCAGUUCCAAAAGAUGCUCCGACGGAUGACGCUUAUCCAACAGAAGCUCCAAUGGAUGCCGCUGUAAUUGGUCCACAGUGGAAUCCGCAGAAGCAGCCACCGAAUUAGUAGUUUUUUCGGUUCCGGAAUUGUCUGAUAAAGAAGAGAAAGAAGAAGUCGGUGAGCAUGAUAAAGAAGUCCGUGAGUUGUCAAUUGAUGGUCAGGGUUGUGAUAACGAGGAAGAAGAGAGAGUUGUUGAUUCUGAGGGUGAAGAUGUUGCUGGUGAUAAUGAGGAGGAAGAUGUUGCUGGUGUUGUGAAGGUAAGUAACAGUUUGUAUUUGUUGUAUAUGGUGUUAAAGGUAAGCAACAGACAUAGUUGUACUCAGUUGUAUGUGUUUGAAUAUGCAGAAUAUAGUUGAUGAUAUUGCUGUUGAGGAAGAGGAAGAGGAGAGGGUUAAUGAUGUUGCAGCUGAUACAGAUGAGGAUGAUGAUGAUGAGGAAUCCCAACCACUGCCGCCAGAGAGCAUGUACUUUAGUCCAACUGAGUACAACAAGGUAUGUAAGGUAGGUAGUAGGUGUAAAGUUGGCCAAACAGUGGCCAUGAUAGAGGCAUUUGAUGAGGAAGUUAGUUGGUUUAGGAAUCAUGCUCAGUUUAAGCAUAUAUUCCACAUGCCUAAGGAACCAAAUCACAUGAUUCAAGGCAUGUGGAUGCUUAUGCUUCGCACUGCUCGCACGGGUAUGGAGAAUGAGUGUUGGUUUGUUGUGAAUGGAGUGCCUAUAAGGUACUCCUUGAAAGAGCAUGCUUUGUUGACCGGGUUGGACUGCCAUGAGUACCCAAAGAAUCAUGAGAAGAAGGGUAGUUUGAGGUUUGUCAGGAGGAUGUUUGGGAGGACAGACCUAAUCAAAAUCAAAGAUGUAGAAAAGAAGUUGGCAGCUAUUAAGAGUGAGAAGUGUUUGGAUAGGAAGAAGUUGAUUAUUUUGUUGUUUUUAUGUGCGGUUGUGAAGGCUGAUUCUAAGGGUGAUGGGAACAUAGAGCAAUUCCUGUUAAGGAUUGUUGAUGAUGUUCAUGCUUGUGAGAUAUUCCCGUGGGGAAGGUAUUCUUUUGAGCAAUGUAUGACAGGGAUCCGGAGAAUGAUGAAAAACAUGAAAGGUGAGGUGAAACCAAAAGCACAGAGCAGCUUUUUUGGAUUCAUCACUCCUCUUGAGAUUUUUGCAUUUGAGUGCAUACCACAGCUUGGAAGGCGAUUCAGAGAAGCUGUUCCCGCAGCUAAUGACUGUCCAAGAAUGUGCAAAUCUAAAUUCACUGAUAGUUGCAUGAAGGGCUUUACCUUGGAUGAAAUAAACCAAGCCCUUAGUGAAAUUAAGGAUAUCUCAAGCAUCUUGGAACCUGAUAUGGAUGAGAAAGAGAUGUUGUCUGGCCUUGUUGAGAAAGAUGUUGAUGAAGGGAUGGGAUUUAUUGAUCCAGUUGUUGAAGGUUGGAGAGAGCAGCUGAUCAGAAAGAAGAAGAAAAUCUGGUGGAAAAGUCUAUACCAGAUGGACUUGCAGGCUCGGGGUUUUGGUGAUGUUGUCCCUGAAGUGGCUGAGAGGCUUGGUGAUGUUAAAGAAAGUGAUGGUGAAGUCCCUGAGAGGCUUGGUGAUAUCCUCUCAUUACAGUCAGCUGUGGACAAAGGAUUUGCGAAGAUCAUGGAGAAGUUGUCUGAGAUGGAUAGCAAAGUGAGUAUGCUGGAUGGGAGAGUGAAAGACUUAGAGGGUUAUGUGUCAGUCUAGCUAGAGAAAGAGCGGUACAAUGAGUAUCAUCCAGGGACUUCAAGUGAUUUUGUGCCAACCUAUUGUACACCAACUGCUAAUCAACCAAUAGCGAGUCCGACAAAGGCUUUGGUCCUUCACAGUGGUUUCACAGACCCUAAGCCAAUCCAGAUUCAAGAAUUGAGUGAGUUUACAUUUUUGUAGUUUUUAUUGUAACAUACAUGUUCUAACAUUGGAGUUGUGUAGGUGAUGAAGGUGAUCAGGAGCAGCUGGCUAGGAAAGAGAAGGAGAACAAGAAGAAGAAAGCAGUGAGGCCGAAGCAUAGUGGCCCUACAAUCCAGACCGGGAAAAAGAGACAAAGGAAGGCUUCCAGGUUUCAGGCUGAAGAGUUUACAGCAGAGGGGAAGGGGAAGGGGAAGAAGCGGCAGAAGAAAUAGGUGAUCUUUAUGAGAGAUCACUCUUUAUGAGUAAUUGCUUUUGUGUAGGACAAAACUUAUAUUUUCUGAGUAUUUUGCGGUUAUCUUUUAUUAGGAUUCAAAACAUUGUACUAUCUUUUGGUUGUGUUGUGGUUUAGGUGCAUUUUUUGUA